AUGCAAAGAACAGCAAGAGUGUACUCUAUCCACCCAAAAACAGAGGAGUUGGAGGCUCUGUUUGGCAAGACCACACUCCCAAAUAAAAUCCUUCAGAUGGAACUGGCUUUGAAAUUCAAUGUACUGGAAUCAAAAGUUAAGGUCUGCUUCAGGAAUCAGUGAUUUUAAAUGAGAACUAAGCAGUGGCCGCAGCAGCAUUCACUAAAGAAACCAAGGAAGAUUAUUCCAGCAAAGAAGAAUAUGCUCACCUCACCCAAGGCACCCACCAAUCCUUAUUCUUUUUUUCCUGUAACUUCAGAUUUUUAUCAUUCCCUUCCACCUCAGCCAUUGGGCACUUCUAGUUGGGCACAGGACUCUCUCUACUUAGAUUCCACAAGCAAUGUCCAAAUGCAAGAUCCACAGUGGUAGAAGCUGGUAGCUUCUGUUCCUGCUUUGUUGUCUGAUGCCCAUGACAUAGUGCAAAUCAUGGAACUGUAUCAUUUUCCUGAUGAAGAUGUGAUGUCCAGCUGGUUUGUUGCCUGA
Messenger RNA from Chrysochloris asiatica (Cape golden mole), 522 nucleotides. It is a transcript of the gene ARGFX, whose product is annotated as arginine-fifty homeobox. The record is from RefSeq and is a predicted model, not a curated record. Lineage: Eukaryota; Metazoa; Chordata; Mammalia; Afrosoricida; Chrysochloridae.